This is a messenger RNA of Musca domestica (house fly), 936 nucleotides long. RefSeq lists its product as uncharacterized. The transcript has a single exon. Lineage: Eukaryota; Metazoa; Arthropoda; Insecta; Diptera; Muscidae. The record is from RefSeq and is a predicted model, not a curated record. Bases 1 to 936 code for a protein of 311 amino acids.
AUGGCAUUUCGGUCAUAUACGGGAGAUGUUUUUGUGCCCAUCGGAGUGGUUGACGUGCAGAUCACAUAUAAUAACAAAAAAUCAACUGAAGAAUUGUAUGUUGUGAAUUCGAAACAUUCAGCUCUGCUUGGCCGAGUUUGGAUACGCCAUUUAGGCAUAAAAUUUACAGAUGCAGAAUUAGGAAAUGAAAAAGGUGACAAUUAUGCAAUUUUCGAGGUGCGACCGGCGGAUGAAAUCCUGAAAAACAAUCCAGAAAUUUUCAAACAACAAGUUGGUUGUAUUCCAGAUUCGAUGUGCAGUUUGGAAUUACAAAAAGGUGCGAAACCAGUGUUUGUGCGAGAAAGACAAGUUCCUUUUGCACUGCGUGAAAAGGUGGAGCUUGAAUUGAACAGCUUAGAGCGUGACGGCAUAAUUUCAAAAGUGAAUACUAGCAACUGGGGGUCUCCAUUGGUCGUCAUUCCCAAACCAGAUGGAAAUGUACGUUUGUGUGUGGAUUACAAAAUUGGAGUGAAUCCUCAAUUGGAACCAGCACAUUACCCAAUUAAAAGAAUUGAUGAAAUUUUCAAUACACUCAAAAAUUCUACAUAUUUUUGCAAGAUUGACCUGUACAAGGCAUAUUUACAUGUUCGAGUGGAUGAAGAUAGCAAGCAGAUUCAAACUAUUUCAACACAUAGAGGUGUAUAUCAAAUGAAUCGACUGUCUUUUGGCAUAAAAACCGCACCAAGUGAAUUCAAUCGCGUUUUAGAUCAAAUUUUACAAGGGCUAGAAGGCACAAUAUCGUAUUUCGACGACAUAAUAAUACAUGGUGCAACAAUAAAUGAAUGUGAAUGCCGAUUAAUCAAGUGUUUGGAAGUUCUACAAACAAAUCAACUGCAUGUGAACAGAAACAAGUCCGUGCAUCCCCCACGCAUGUCUAGUCUAGCUGGAGUCUUAUAG